GGGAAAACCAGGGAAGGCUCCUUGUCUAACAGCAUAUAAAAAAGACCAAAAGGGCUCCCUUUGAUUUGCAGUUUUUCUGCGGAUUAUAUAAAAAGGGGGGAGAAGACCCACUUUUGUUGGUCAAAUUGUGUGCCAAUUAUCUCUCUCUCUGAUCAGAUUGUCUACUCGUCUUCUUCCAUGUCGAUGAUUUCUGGGAUCCAAGGCCAGCUCCUUGAAGUUACCGUUGUUGGGUGCAACAAGUUGAAAGAUACAGAAUGGAUUUCAAGGCAAGACCCGUACGUUUGCAUUGAGUACGGCAGCAACAAGUCCCGUACCAGAACCUGCACAGAUGGUGGUAAAAAUCCCACAUUCCAGGAGAAAUUUGUGUUCACGCUGAUUGAAGGGCUCAGAGAGCUAAAUGUUGUGGUUUGGAACAGCAACACCUUGACUCUUGAUGAUUACAUAGGCAGUGGAAAGAUUCAAUUGCAGAAGGUACUUUCACAGGGCUAUGAUGACAGUGCUUGGCCAAUUCAGAGUAAAACUGGCAGAUAUGCUGGAGAAGUUCGACUAAUACUGCAUUAUUCAAAUGCCAAUAAACCAGCUACGAGCUAUGCUCCUUCAGCACCACCAUAUUUUGCUCCUCUUCCGCAAGCCCCUUUGUACUCUAUGCCACCACAAGCAGCCACAGCUGGUUAUCCACCGGCAGCCACAGCUGGUUAUCCACCACCAGCCACUGUAUAUCCAAGCCCAUCUCCUUAUUCUGCAUAUCCUCCAAAUUCGGCAUAUCCACCAGCUGCAUAUCCACCUCCUCCACAAGCGGCAUAUCCUCCCCCAGCAUAUCCUCCGCAUGCCUAUCCACCACCUCCACAAGCCUCGCCAUAUUAUCCUCCAGGUCCUUUUCCUGGACUCCAUUUCCCGCCACAGUACUGAGGGAGAGCCCAGCAUGCACAAGUGAAGAAGCAGACAUCUCGAAUCCACUGUAAAGUUAUCAGAGCUUUAUGGAUUAUGGUUUUUUUUUUGUUGUCGUUGUAGGUGCUGUUGGGUACUUGAAUGUGUACCAUACCAAGGUUUUCCUUUCAAUUUAUUGAAUUGUGAAUAUGUCUCAUUUUUUUCUGAAGGUUUAUGGUUUGAUCAAUGACUGUGUAUAUCCAAGCCCAUCUCCUUAUGGUUUGAUGAGUCUAUGGGCUCGGGUUGAAAGGGCUCAAUGGAUGAAUCAUAUUGGAGGCCCAUUGAAAUUACAAUGAUAUUCUGAA
Messenger RNA from Tripterygium wilfordii, 1232 nucleotides. Its product is annotated as elicitor-responsive protein 3-like. The transcript has 7 exons. NCBI's taxonomy places the organism in Eukaryota, Viridiplantae, Streptophyta, Magnoliopsida, Celastrales, Celastraceae. The coding region runs from base 178 to 909 and encodes 243 amino acids. The record is from RefSeq and is a predicted model, not a curated record.